Messenger RNA from Ilex paraguariensis (yerba mate), 153 nucleotides. The record is from the annotation of a GenBank genome assembly. NCBI's taxonomy places the organism in Eukaryota, Viridiplantae, Streptophyta, Magnoliopsida, Aquifoliales, Aquifoliaceae.
GUAAGAUUAAUAAAAGACAAACCUGAGAUUGAUGCCGAUGAAACCCAUCCCCUUUGGGCCUCGUUCUACAAAGCCAUGUGGUCUUGGGGAUGGGCUGCCAUCCAUCUGGGUUUUAUGACAUCUCCUUUAUCUCCCAAAGUCCUGGUGGACUGA